Molecule: messenger RNA, 1212 nt
Organism: Danio rerio (zebrafish)
Lineage: Eukaryota; Metazoa; Chordata; Actinopteri; Cypriniformes; Danionidae
Gene: pdcl3
Product: phosducin-like 3
Cellular component (GO): endoplasmic reticulum; cytoplasm; perinuclear region of cytoplasm
Source: RefSeq, marked validated
GAAACAUCAGCAGGCAUGCAGGACCCAAACGCAGACACCGAGUGGAACGAUAUCCUGAGGAAGAAGGGGAUUCUGCCUCCGAAAGAAACGCCGGUGGAGGAAGAAGAGGAUGAGCAGCUUCAUCUUCAGUCUCAGUCUGUGGUGAAGACCUAUGAGGACAUGACCCUGGAGGAGCUGGAGGAGAAUGAAGACGAGUUCAGUGAAGAAGACGAGCACGCUAUGGAGAUGUACAUCCCGCUGUGUUCGCUCAUUAAUCAGCAUCUGGCUCAACUGGCCCGCAAGUUUCCUCAGAGUAAGUUCCUGAAGUCCAUCUCCAGCACCUGCAUCCCCAACUACCCCGACCGCAACCUGCCCACGCUGUUCGUGUACCGCGACGGAGAGAUGAAGGCGCAGUUCAUCGGCCCGCUGGUGUUCGGAGGGAUGAACCUCACCUGUGACGAGCUGGAGUGGCGUCUGUCAGAGUCUGGAGCUGUGAAGACAGAUCUGGAGGAAAACCCCAGAAAACAGAUCCAGGAUCAGCUAAUGACAUCCAUCCGCUGCUCAACACACACACACCGAGACGGAGAGGAAGACUCUGAUGAAGACUGAUGCUGGACACACUCCAAGACAGAGAGGAAGACUAAUGUUGGAGGAACACACACACACAAGUCCCCAUGAGUCUGUGUGCAUUCGGGUUUAAGUCCCCACAAGGAUAUAAAAACUAGUACACGCACAUACACUCUCUUUUGCACACAAAAACACUGUCACACACACACACACACACACACACACAAUAACACAAUAUCACAAGCAGGUCUGUUUUUCUGAGUUGUGGGGACAUUCCGUAGGUUGUCAUUGUUUUUCUACUGUACACACUGAAUGUCCUCUCACCUGUGCCCAGGUUACAACUUCACCGCUACAGGAAGCUGUGCAGUUCUGCCUUCUGAAACCUUAUUGUGUGAUUUAGAAGUACUUUGAGAACGUCCUCACAAUUCACCUUCUCCAGCAGUGCCCAUGACAUUAUACACGUCCCUUGUGUUUAUAACACACACACACACGUCUGUGCCAUCCAGAAGAGCAGGAGUGGGUCUGAAACACACUUGUAAACCAGCCCUCAGUAAACAGACUGGUGGCCAUGUUUGUGUUUGCUUUAUUUUAUAUGAGAUUUGUAAUAAUGCAGCCUUUUUCAGUUCAGCGCUCGUCUCCAUUUAAUAUAUAAAAGUGGUUUAUUUG